This is a messenger RNA of Acanthochromis polyacanthus (spiny chromis), 7537 nucleotides long. RefSeq names its product G protein-coupled receptor 37b (gene gpr37b). The transcript has 2 exons. Gene Ontology annotation, molecular function: prosaposin receptor activity; G protein-coupled peptide receptor activity. Gene Ontology annotation, cellular component: plasma membrane; signaling receptor complex. The record is from RefSeq and is a predicted model, not a curated record. Gene Ontology annotation, biological process: positive regulation of MAPK cascade; adenylate cyclase-inhibiting G protein-coupled receptor signaling pathway. The coding region runs from base 783 to 2642 and encodes 619 amino acids. Lineage: Eukaryota; Metazoa; Chordata; Actinopteri; Pomacentridae.
GAAAAAAAACUGGGUAAUAUAUUUAUUAGCACGUCCUGUCGGGCGUGGCAGGCUGGUCUGCCGGGGGGCUGAAGCCGUAGUCUGCUCCGGGGCUGCUGGAUGCUCCAUGAUGGAUGAGGAGUGACAGAUCGGGGUUAGCCGCCAGGGGAGUCCUUUUUCUUCCAGCGCACGGUCCUACCCGAGGAGAGAAGCGAAGGAGGAGACGCAGGAGAAGGGAAGGGGAGAAGCGACCGAUUUCCCCCCCUCCUCUGUGAUUCUCUCUCUCUCUCCACUCUACUCCUGAGCAUCUCAUUCUACUGGGCUUUACCCGGACUGCACCGCAUUGACGCUGCUGCUGCUGCUGCCGACCCAACCCAAUGAACUAACGCACGCAGAGAAAGACUGGAUUUGAUUUCUGCAACCUGGAUGCUGUGCAGAUCGUGAACGUGCAACUGUUCUCUCUCUUUGCCUGCUUCUCUGUGCAUCCGGAUUCGCUGUCCUGCUCGGUAAUGUCAAGACUUUGAAAAAAGGGGAGUGACGGAAGAGGAAGGUUUUUGGAGCUCGUGGCAGCUGCGGCGCGCACAGUGCACAAGGAGACGCUGGGAGAUUUCCUACAAGUUUGCAGAGCUCACACCACGAAUGGAGCUAUUUUAUUGAAGCCCUGCGCUCCUCAUUUGAGCUCUUUCCAACAUGGGUGUUGACUGAAUGGAAGAGUAUCCCCCGCGCUGCCGCUGAGGUCUGAGGAUGCACUGGUGAGGAUUAAAUAAAACUGCGCUCGAUCUUUUUUUUUUUUUUUUGGGACCAUGCAGAUUCUGCCGCCCAGGACGUUAUUUGUGUUACUAGCCCACGCACAUGUGUUGUUAUCUCUGAGAAAUUAUGGGGAAGUUCGAACUAACAGCAGCUCGUACUCUGGCAGGACUUUCCAUGGGUCGCUCCGGGAGAGUCACCAAGGCAGAGCCCGGGAUCGUGCGCUCUUGCCCGGGUACGCCACAGGUGCGUCCUCGGCGGAGCUCCAGGCGAUUAUCAAAGGGACCUUUAACUCCACUCACCCCUGGAAGAGGGUAAUUGCGGGAGAAACGAGGCGAGUAGGACACAACAAGCGCGACUAUAAUAGGACUGUGACACCCAUGGAGGAUCCCAACGCCGCCUCGCACUGGGAGCCGACGCGCCACCAUAAUAAGAGGAUAAAGUUGAAUGGCGCUCUCAGUAGUACGGGGACGCCAGCAGGUGGACACUACAAUGCGGCUAAGCCUUCUUCAAUGGGCCGGGGAGACGGAGGAGGGGGGACAGAGGAGGGCGACCGGCACAAGAGGGGCACAAAAGACGAGCAGAAGAAAGGCUGGAAGAGGGGGAGAAACCGGCCCAACAAAAGCCCUGUGGUUUUGGCGCAGCCUCACGCGUCGCCGUGGGAACCCAUCCCUAAACCGGUGGCGCUCACUUCCACCGACCUGCCCUUUGACCUCUUCACCAGGAGGCCCGAGUUCUUCACUUUCAGGGAGGAGAACCCGUGGGACGCAACGCCGAUCACCCCUCCCAGCUCGCAGGACUUCGGGGACGAGAUCAAGAACCCGUUCUACCCGGUGACGAGCGAGACUUACGGCGCGUACGCUAUCACGUGCGUCUCCGGGGUGAUUUUCCUGGUGGGCAUCGCCGGCAACAUCGCCAUCCUGUGCAUUGUGUGCCAGAACUACUACAUGAAGAGCAUCUCCAACUCUCUGCUGGCCAACCUGGCCGUGUGGGAUUUUGUGCUCAUCUUCUUCUGCCUGCCCAUGGUGGUUUUCCACGAACUCACCAAGUCCUGGCUGCUGGGAGAGUUUACCUGCAAAGUGGUGCCCUAUGUGGAGGUGGCCUCGCUGGGUGUCACCACCUUCACCCUGUGCGCUCUGUGCAUCGACCGAUUCCGUGCAGCCACCAACGUCCAGAUGUACUACGAGAUGAUUGAGAACUGCACGUCUACUACCGCCAAGCUGGCAGUCAUCUGGAUCGGCGCCCUACUCCUGGCCCUCCCGGAGCUUCUUAUCCGACAGCUGGUUGCCGAGGACACAGGAAUCCCGGACGAGCCCCCCGUUGAACGCUGCAUUAUCAGAAUAUCCACCUCACUUCCUGACAUGCUCUACGUGCUGGGCCUGACGUACGAGGGCGCUCGGCUGUGGUGGUGCUUUGGCUGCUACUUUUGCCUCCCCACCCUGUUCACCAUCGGUUGCUCACUGGUGACGGCGCGUAAGAUCCGGCGCGCGGAGCAAGCCAGCGUACGCAGCAACAAGAAGCAGAUCCGGUUGGAGAGCCAGAUGAACUGCACUGUCGUGGCGCUGGCGAUCGUCUACGGUGCAUGCGUGGUCCCCGAGAACAUCUGCAACAUAGUUUCGGCCUACAUGGCUGCCGGUGUUCCUGAACACACCAUGUCCGUCCUCCACCUUCUCUCCCAGCUGCUGCUCUUCUGUCGGGCCGCCGUGACGCCGGCGCUCCUGCUGCUCUUGUGUCGGCCCCUGGGCAGGGCCUUCCUGGACUGCUGCUGUUGCUGCUGCUGCUGUAACCACGCUCCCUCCUCGGCGACGGCCAGCGACGAUAACGAACACGAGUGCACUACCGAGCUGGAGCUGUCGCCGUUCAGCACCAUCCGCAGGGAGCUCAGUAACUACACCCCUGCCGGCUCCAACUGCUAAACUGACAUUCCUCAUCAGGGAAGGAGAUUUCACUAGCCUGCCAUCUGCCUGUGGCUAGUGUCUCUCAGACUCGACUAGGAGAGAUAUGCCUUACCUAGUCCACUCACGUUUUUAAAUGGGUGCAUGAACAAAGGUGGACACUAAAUAACCACUUUUAGCCAGUGGUCCUACAUCCUCAACUUUCAACUUUACAUCAAAUGUAUAACCCUUAUUUUCCAGGACAGCUAACAAAAAGCAAAAUCUCCUUUUCACUCAUGCCCUGGGGUGCUCUUAAAACAGGGUCAGUACAUGUUUUUAGCAAUCCUGCCUGAAACCUUUAAAACGUACAAACCUCUCCUCUGUAGGCCUUGUACGCCUAAAUAUCUUUGGGCAGUUGGGAUGGCCUCUUAACCUGUCUGAUGCCUGGUUCCUCAAAAGAGCCGAUGUAAAGAAAUUAACCUGAUUCCAAAAAGGCAAAGGUAAUAAUAUUAAAACUGGACAAUAAUUGUACAGAACAUGUCACAAUAAGUGCAGUUUGUCAACGGUUUGUGAUGAUUCGACAACCUUGACAAACUCUGUUGGCUUAAGGAAGAAAUAAUCAAUUCCAAUCACCUUCCAAAUCUGUCACUGGAGAUAUUUUGGGGACUAACUGAUCAUAGCACCUUCUAUAAUAACUCAGAAACAACAUCCAGCUAAACAUGUAGGCUCACACUGCCUAUAGACAUACAAGACUAAGUUUACAGACUACAUCAGCUGUAAAUGUGCAGUUCAUACAAUGGUGCACAUGUGGGAAUAAGGCUUUUGAUAAUUAAACUAGCGCAGGGCACCUCAGCGGAAAUGACAGUUUGCGAAAGGAAAACAGAGGAGAUUGGUUUGGAGAAUCCAAAUGUACACAACAAUAUUUAACACUGUAUAUUGAAAAAUAUCCAGUUGACUCAAACCUAACUGGGCUGGUCUCAGAGUACAACAAACACGGACACGAGUGGAAUUAAAAUGUUUGGAAUUGAAAUCAAAUUAGAGGCAAACGAAGCGGAAUGGAAUCGAAUGAAACACUACAGAUUAAAUUGAACGGAGUGAACAUGCAUCGAGUGGACUAACUAAUGGAACAUAACACCGUGGAAUAUAAUUGAAAGGGAUGGACUCAGCAUGGACUGGACUGAGGUAAACGUAUGUGCACUACACUGUUGUAUCAUGUUUCGCCUUACACUUUGGGCUGUAUAUAUACUGUACACUUUCUUCGGUGCUCUUAUGAUGAAUGCGCUGUCAACAACAAAUCCAUGGGUUCCACUUAGAAUCACAAGGAAUUGAGCUGCGUACUUUGUUUCGGGUCAAGAAGGCAGAUCACAGUUGUGUGUGACUCUUGAAGGCAAAAGACAUAAAAAAAUCAUUGAGGAUUUAUUCGAGGUUGCCUCACAAACAGCUAAGAGAGAGAUCGCCUGAAUCUUUGCCUUUAUUUAGACUAAGAAGUAUGGUAGCACUUUAUUUUACAGUACAGUAAUCACUAGGUCUCUGGUAAAUACUGAAAAUAGUUUUACUUUGAAGUAACACUGUACAGUUCAGUAGAUGCAAUAAUAAACUAGUAUCCACAUUUUAUUAUAAUAUUGGUACAGAAAUAUAAUUAUUGGCAAGAGGGCAAUAAAUACCAAUCAUAUACACAAUAAACAAACCAUAUUAUUAACUUACUGUUUUAAAAAGUGCCAUGACUGCAUAUUUACAUUGUAAAUACUACUUGUAAAUAUACUAGGAAUUAUAUAUUUGUACCAAUAACCACUGCAAAGUUUUAUUUUUGUAAUUUAUUUACAGGUUAUUUAUUUUUAUUUAUUCAUUUCUGAACUGUAAAACAAAGUGCCACUAUUUCAUCUAAAGCAAAACCCACUAAACCCCUCCCUCAACCAGUGAUCGUCCAAUUUGCUGUUUAGCAACCGUAACUAGGCACAGCAGGUCUGUCAAGCUUUGAAUCACUUCCUGUUUGUGACUUAACAUUUAAACUCAGUUUAGAUUACAAAAAUAUAAUGUCAAACCAAAACCACAAGCUCAGAGGUGGAAGACAGUGUUUACUUUCAGUGGCAUAUGGUGGAACUGUUAGCAUGUCCACCUAAUUAGCCUGCUAGCUACAGGAAAGAUGCUGUCAGAGUUCAAGGGAAUUAUUCUGAAGGUUAGCGGCUAUGUUCUGCUCAUUGGAUAUCGGAUUUAUGAAGUUUACACUUCAUCAGCUCCAGUCAUUAGCCGUGUUUCCAUCCUAUAACAAGCUCAUUUGAAGCAAACUUUUAAAAUGCUGCAAAAAAUGAUUAAAUAAAUAAAUGUUUUGUUGCUUUUUUAAUGUGAAUUAGACUCAAUUCUGUUCACUUUUUUUUUUAUAGUGAAUAAACUGGUCUGCAUAGUGGUGACAGAGUAGAAGAAACCGGGAACAAAACCAACUAUGUUGACGCUAAUGGAUAAAAACCUUGACGAGGAACAAACUAGGAAGAAAUCAGGCCAUCUAUAAGACAAAAAUGGAGAGAAAUCUAUAGCAGUUUUUUACACUGAAAUAAUUCAUUGGGUAUAGUGGUCAUGUUUCGUGCUGUAUGGUGCAAAACGGCAAGGUUAAACCAGGAUAUUGAACAUACUGAAAAAUAAAUAGCAUUAUUCAGGUCUGUAGUUUAUCUAAAAAAAGAGACUCAUUUCUAUUAAAGCCUGUAACAAAGUGAAAGUACUUUAUCUGUACAUUAAAUCCAGCAUCACAGCAAAUUGGAAGUGACUGCAGGGUAACAUGUAGUCUUAAUCAGCUGCAUCUGACAACAGAAACAGAAAAUAUGUGAAUGAUACCAGCUUUAAUGGGAAUUUGGCUGUAAUGAGAUCCAGUACAGAUGAGCACAGAGAGCAGGAGAGAAGCAAACAGAUGUGAAGUGUCUCCACAGUGAAAAGUUUCUUUGUGUUUUUGCUGUUCAGGUGUUAGUGCUCUGACAUCAAAACUCUACAAAUCACCUUUUUGUUCUGUGAUAAUUGAAAGAACUACUAUAUAUUUUCAGAUUUGGAUCCAUGGAAACUGAGCUGAUGGUGCUGCUGUUAUUGUUUGAGACUGCAGUCCUGACUCCAUCUGAACAAUGACAAGAGCCAAAAAGUGACACUAAAGAAAUAUAUGUGUUAUGAUGUCCUAGAGUAAACAAUAUUGCAUUUCCAUAAAUUACAUUGAUGAUUCCAUCACAGCAGAUCUAGUGGAAACGCGGCUAUUGUUACCUAAGAUAGCAUUAAUCAACAAAAGUCUUCGCUCAUAUAGCAUUAAAAGGGAAAACAUGCAAUUUAAAAAUGUAUUUAAGCGAAGGAACUGAGCAGACUAAUGUGGAUGCAAGUUUCUUUAGCGUGAACAUGUAGCUAUAGCUUCAAUCGCAGCCAUUAGGUUUGUAUUCAGGAUUGAAAACUAAGCAGGACAUAUCAAAAAGACAGUAUUUUUAACCAACCUGUGCUACUGACAUUAGCUUAGUUAGCUAGCUAGCCUUAGCUAAUAAAAUCUGCUAGCUGCCGUCGACAUUUUAGCCUGCGCCAUCAGUAGUAGCUGGCUAGAAAUGAGAAACUUGCUUUGUCUACCUCUGUGUGAAAUGAAAGACUUAUUUAUGAAUACAUUUAUUGGUGAAUGUGCCGCCAUUAUCUCUGCAAACUACAUGUAUGUAUAAGACGGGGACGCUUGACUUGAGUAGCAACAGUAAUUAAGGAAUGCAGGGCCUAGUAAACAGUCAAUUAUACCAUAUAAACAGAACCUCUUGACCUCUAAUACCCUUUGCAGUUUCAUUACUUGAGCUUUUAAGGAGAACCAAUGAAAUGUUUUUCACAGUGUAUAAAUUUACAAGUGUAUUGUACUGUAAAUCUGUUUUCUUAAUCCUACUAAUCAGACCUGGGUCAAAACAAGGUUCAAACCACUACGUUACAGUUCAGACAGUUGAAAUUGUCACACACAAUAAAAGAACUCAAUCGCCUAAACACUUAGCAUAGAAGGUGUUUUGUGAGCUGUAUGUUUUAGAAGUUGUGCCUGGCUUCGGCAGAUGACCAAAAAAAAUUAUGCUUUUAUUUGUGAAACCUGAAUUUAUUUGAAUACGUAGAUUCUAGCUGGUGAACUCGGUGAUGACCCAGGUGUGAUGUUCAUCGGUAUAACUGUAUAUUGCGAUGAAUCUUUUGCAUAUUGAUUCUGCACUGCCAAACACCUUCUCUCUGUCUUGUCUCUUGUGCUCUUGUGGUGGUAGCACUCUCUCUCUCUCUCUCUGGAUGUCUCUCUCAGCAAUGGAGGUCAGUUUACUAUUAGCCCCAUCACUACAGGUAGAAAAAUAUUACUGGAAAGCAUAAAUCAGCCAGCUCUAAUGAACCGUUUACGAGCUCUGAGAGAUUCGGCCACCUCUGGUUGGCGCUGCCUGCUGUUCUUCGAGUUAUUAGACGGACUAGGCAACAGCUCUGCAACACAAUGCCCUGCAGCCGGUGCGACAACUCUUUAUUACCAUCACUAUCAGGGUAUUGUGGGCCCAAUGUGUAAACCUGUCCAGGGAUUGUAGCUUUUAUGGUCUUAUACUGGCCCGUACGUUAAAUCUCUUUCUGCUUUCUGAUAGGACUUGUUGUAAACUCGCCUCUAAACCUGAUUAAUCUUUUUUCUGCAUAUUUCUGGAAGUAUAGCUCAUAAAUGGCUCAGUGUGUAGUAAUGUGGUUGAAACUAUUGAUGAAGUGAUUCUUGUUAAAUCCGUCAGUGAGACGUUUAUUCUGAAACUUUGUGAGUAUCCUCUUCACUCUGAGCAAAACGUGUCUGUAUUUGAUACCUGAAAAUGUAAGCACACAACCACUAUUGUCUCUAAGUCUAGUCACUGGUUUCUAAAUAGCUUUUUAUAUAGCCAAAAAACUGUCCCUUUGUUUAUCAAAGAACUUUAUCUUGAAAACUGUAUAUUAAAUUCCUAAAUGUA